Messenger RNA from Thelazia callipaeda (thelaziosis nematode), 1284 nucleotides. The record is from the annotation of a GenBank genome assembly. Lineage: Eukaryota; Metazoa; Nematoda; Chromadorea; Rhabditida; Thelaziidae.
AUGUCUGAAGAAGAAGUGUCUCAUAUGAGUGAAAUGUUGCACCAAAAGCUUGAGAAGUUCAAGCAUGAACCGUUUGUAGUUUCAAUGGAUCGAAAUGAUCCAAAUUCACCACUGUAUUCCAUUACAUCGUUUAAAAAUUUACGACUAAAGGAACAACUUUUAAAAGCUCUUUAUAAAAUGGACUAUCAUAUGCCGUCAAAAAUUCAAGAAGCUGCUCUGCCGCUACUUUUGGUUGAACCACCAAUAAAUAUGAUUGCCCAAUCACAAAGUGGUACAGGAAAGACAGCUACCUUUGUACUUGCUAUGCUUUCCCGUAUUAUGCCCCAGAAUAAGUGGCCACAGUCUUUAUGUCUUGCACCAACGUACGAGUUAGCUUUGCAAAUUGGUCAAGUAGUGGAGAAACUAGCAGAAUUUUUGCCAGAAAUUCGAGUAAAAUACGCAGUUAGAGGUGAAGUGUUAUCACGUGGGGAGAAAAUUGAAGAGCAGAUUAUUGUUGGCACUCCGGGUAAAAUGUUGGAUUGGGUUGUAAAGUACAGAGCGAUCGAUUUGUCUAAGAUCAUUUGUUUUAUAUUGGAUGAGGCUGAUGUUAUGAUUACUCAACAAGGGCACCAAGAACAAAGUAUUCGGCUAUAUAAGGAACUGGAAAAAGUAAACACACACUGUCAAAGUUUAUUGUUUAGUGCCACUUUCGAUGAAAAUGUCCGAUUAUUUGCUGAUUCAAUGGUCAAAGAUGCUAUCAAUAUCACUUUACGAAGAAAUGAACAGACUUUGAGCAACAUCAAGCAAUUUUAUGUAAAAUGUGCUAACAGAGAGGAGAAGUACCAGGUUUUGAUGGAUAUAUAUGGCGGAUUAACGAUUGCCUCCGCUAUUAUUUUUUGUUACACACGUAAAUCGGCAGAAUGGAUAGCUGAUCGGAUGAAAGAGCGAGGACAUGAGGUUGUAGUGUUGCACGGUGAUUUGUCUAUUGAGGAGAGAGCAUGGACUAUUCGACAGUUCAAGGACAAUGUUUACAAAGUUCUUGUGACGACGAAUGUAUGUGCAAGAGGUAUCGAUGUUACUCAGGUGUCAAUGGUAGUUAAUUAUGAUCCACCAGUAACUUUUACUGAAAAUCCGGAACCAGACUUUAAGACUUAUUUACACCGAAUUGGUAGAGCGGGACGAUUUGGGAAGGCAGGAAUUGCGAUUAAUUUAAUACAAUUUAAUCUUCUUUUGUUUGUUGCAGGUACCACCAUCCAUCCACUGGAUACGAAAGAUCUAGAGCAGCUUGAAGCGCUUGGCAAUUGA